AUGGAGGUACACAUUGGACUUGGGGGGGUGUACAAGCAGCCUCCCGGGAAGAUGAUCCGGGGAGCCUUCGAAAACCUGUUCCUGAGUGUGCGCGAAGCGCUGCAGGGGGAGCGCAGAGCGGCUGCACUAGCAGAGGGAGCCCAAGCAGCUGCUGCCUGGGGGGAGAACCGGGGCACACACCUCCCUGCUCCGCCACCUACAACCUGGAGUGAAGCUUCAGAAGUACAGCCUCUGCCCUCGUGGACGGACCCCAGGGAUCCCCACCAGACCCCCAGCUGGGGGGAGACUCAGUCAGGAGAAGCCCCCCGGAGUCCUCGGACGGAGGGAGCCCAAUUCCUCGUGCUGAGCGGCUGUCCCACCGAGCUCAAAGAGAUCCUGGGUGGCCAAGGAGGAGGCAUGCUGGAGCCCGAGGAAGGAGCCUCAGAUCAGCCGCACAAGGAAAGUUACACGGGAGCUCCACAGGGGAUCUCUGACACCGCCAAGGAGCUCUGUAAAGCCGUGUCCGUGUCCCUCGGGCUGACCAUGGAAGCGCUGGAGCAUCUGAGCUCAGAGGAGGAGGCGCAGAGGGGAGACUGCAUGUUCGCCGGGCCGCCUGCUCAUCCCCUGGACACCCACAAGUGCCAAGUGGGAGAGGAGGACAAGAGUGACACCUCAUCCCCCCAGUACCGUGAGAGGGCAUUCAGGAGGAGCAGCCAGAUCAACUUCCCCGCUGGCAAAGCCCCAGAGAAUGGCACAGUAAUGGGCACCAAGGACAAGGAGCAGCCUUGUACAGACUUGGCACUGCCAGAGCACGGCUGCUUCAGACCCCGUGGCAUGGAGCUGACCCCCAGCCUCACUCUUUAUAAACCCACAGCCUUCAUGGAAGAUGCCCCUGCUUUCCCUGGCAGGGACUAUUACAGCUUUCAGAUGGCACUGGCACCUCAUGGCAGAAUCAAGGUGGAGAACGCCAUGGAUUACCCUGGCACUGCCUGGGGGACACCGGGCAGAUACAGCGAGCUGUCCGGCUUUGCCCACUGUGGCCCACCUGCCCACUGGCACUCUUUAUUUGAAGAGGGACAAUCCAGUGGUUCUUAUCCUGAGACAGGCCUAUAUAACUACCAGCGUGGUCAUGUGCCCCCUGGCACCGAGGGCGACUUCCCCCCGGACACUUGUUACCCAGGACCAGCAAUGUUGAGCAGAGGGCUACCCUAUGGCAGUCCUAUGAAGAGUGAGAUGUCCCCUUGGAUGGAGGGUUACCCAGGAGCCUUUGGAGAAAUGAGAAUGGAGGCUGGCAGAGAUCACUUGCUGCCCAUUGAUUACUACUUCCCACCACAGAAGUCCUGUAUGAUUUGUGGGGAUGAAGCAUCUGGCUGUCAUUAUGGGGCACUUACCUGUGGCAGCUGCAAGGUCUUUUUCAAACGAGCAGCUGAAGGGAAACAGAAGUACCUUUGUGCCAGUCGCAAUGACUGUACGAUUGACAAAUUUCGAAGGAAAAACUGCCCAUCUUGUCGUCUGAGGAAAUGUUACGAGGCCGGGAUGACAUUAGGAGCUCGCAAGCUGAAGAAGUUGGGGAACCUUAAGGCACAGGAAGAAUUGGAGGGAUCUUCUGGGCCAGGAGAAACCAGCAGAGAGAUGGCCCAUAGCAUGUCGAUCCCACAACUUGAGGGCUACAGUUGCCAGCCUAUUUUCUUGAAUGUUCUGGAGGCAAUCGAACCUGUUGUGGUGUGUGCUGGGCAUGACAACAACCAACCCGACAGCUUUGCACUGCUCUUAAGUAGUCUCAAUGAGCUGGGUGAGCGGCAGCUGGUUCACGUGGUAAAGUGGGCAAAGGCAUUACCAGGUUUCCGUAACCUACACGUAAAUGACCAAAUGACCGUGAUACAAUAUUCCUGGAUGGGACUCAUGGUCUUCGCAAUGGGCUGGAGGUCAUUUAAAAAUGUUAACUCUAGGAUGCUAUAUUUUGCCCCAGAUCUUGUCUUCAAUGAGUAUCGCAUGCACAAAUCUCGCAUGUACAGUCAAUGUGUGCGAAUGCGUCAUCUCUCACAGGAGUUUGGAUGGUUACAGAUCACCCCAGAGGAGUUUCUCUGCAUGAAAGCUCUCCUUCUUUUCAGCAUUAUUCCAGUGGAAGGUUUAAAGGACCAGAAGUGCUUCGACGAGCUGAGGAUGAAUUACAUCAAGGAACUUGACCGCAUCAUCUCCUGUAAAAGAAAUAACCCAGCAGCAAGCUCAAGGCGUUUUUAUCAACUCACCAAAGUCCUGGAUUCAGUGCAGCCUAUUGCCCGUGAGCUGCACCAGUUUACAUUUGACCUGUUUGUAAAGGCACAGAUGGUGAGCGUGGAUUUCCCCGAAAUGAUGUCUGAGAUCAUUUCUGUCCAAGUCCCCAAGAUCCUCUCCGGCAGAGUCAAGCACCUCUACUUCCACAACUCAUGAAAGACUCUCUGGGCUUCGGCCCUCCCAACCCACCCCUGCACUGUGCCUUAAUGGUCACCAUGCAGAGAUAUGCACACUGGACUCCACCUUCUUUUUGCGAUGUUGUGCCAGAGAGGCAUGGCCUCUGCAUGUAGCUGUGUAUGUAUGUACAGAACAGUUGUCAUGGAAACAAUGCUCAACACAUGUGCCAUGACUGAUUAAGAUGAUGUUAGCUACAAAUUAAAGAACUAAUGUCUCCUGCAUUUUAGGGAGUUAAACAAGGAUUUUAAGUUGGGCAUUCCUGAAGCAGUUUAACUCAAAUAUAUCAAGGAUGUGCGCAUAAAAAUUUAUAUAUCUAUCUAUGUAUAGAUAUAUGUAUAUAGAUAGAUAUAUGUAUCUAUAGAAAUAUAUAUAGAGGUAUAUAUUCUAAGUAUGUGAAUGGUACGUAUACACACAUGCACUCGUGUAGCCAGGAACAAAACUCAAGUUUCACUGACUAAUCCCACAUUUCAUCAUCUAAAAAUGUAUGUGCUGGAGCACAUUCUCUUUAUGUCUUGAGACCUGGCUAACAAGCUCUAUUUCUUCUCCUUUGUCAGUUUUGUAUGAUUAUUCUAACCCUUUAUUUGAUAGAUAAGUAGACAACAGAUGAUUGGAUAAGUAUCUUGAUACACAUAUUUGGUCUCUCAACAGUUAACUCAAAUAAAUGUUCACUCUUGUUUUCCAGACAAGACACAUUAGGGAUAGAGUAUAAGUCAAAGGGGUAAUUGAUUACUUUAAGCUAGAGAUGAAAUCCUUCCGAUACAUGACUCUCUGAGUGAGAACCACAGCUGUACAUAUAAUACACAGUUUAUAUAUUGGCUUGAGUAGCCCAGUGAAAAGAUGGAAAGCUAAUUAUUAUUAUGUUAUGUUUCUGCUUUCGAUUAACAUCGCAUACACUGUGGUGCAAACCAGAGAAAGAGGUGGUUCUUAUUUGCAGGGAUUUGGGAAAGGUCUACUUAGAACUUCAACCCCCUUCACUUGUAGGUUCCAGAUAGACUCUGACCAUUUCCAUGGCAGAGGGCAGUCAAAGGGCAACACUUUAAAUGACAUGUUUUCAUGUAAUUACAAGUUUUCAUUUUCAGCAAUCAUGCGUACAUAUAUAGUUUGCUAGCAUUGCCCUUAAAAUAGACUUUUUCUGUUAACCUGAAAUGAUGUGAGAAAUAGAUCAGUAUAUAAAGGAAAUGCAAAUAUUCCUAAAACAGGAUUUUUUUUGAAGCAGUUUGUUGCCAGAUUUGCUACUAUUGCUUUACAAUGCAUGGCUGAACAUUCUGGUAGACAACAGGUAAACUUCUUGCUCUGUCUUACAGUAUAUGAAAAUAAUAACGCUUAGCUGGCUGGUUAAUAUGUAUAUUGUUUUCUAAGAUAUAUAUAUAUAUUUUUUUAAGAGUUAACCGGAAGGGGAUCCAGAACCCAGAUUGUUUUACUCAACAUUUUACACUAAAUACUUA
Molecule: messenger RNA, 3875 nt
Organism: Pelobates fuscus (common spadefoot toad)
Lineage: Eukaryota; Metazoa; Chordata; Amphibia; Anura; Pelobatidae
Gene: AR
Product: androgen receptor
Exons: 8
Coding region: 1-2409 (802 amino acids)
Biological process (GO): positive regulation of transcription by RNA polymerase II; androgen receptor signaling pathway; male gonad development
Cellular component (GO): nucleus; chromatin
Molecular function (GO): steroid binding; nuclear receptor activity; zinc ion binding
Source: RefSeq, a predicted model, not a curated record